AUGCCCGACCAGGAAAAGCAGCAGGACCUCACGGCCCAGCCGCUCUCCCAGCCGGCCCACUCCCUCCCCUACGAUGCUGUCCUCCGCGAGCUGUCGGUCGACGGCGAGGAGGGCCUCUCCUCCGCCGAGGCGAAGAAGCGCUUGGACGUGUAUGGGAAGAACGAGCUGGAGGGCGGAGAAAGCGUGUCGCUGGCCAAGAUUGUGAUUAGACAGAUUGCCAAUGCCAUGAUGCUGGUCCUUAUUAUUGCCAUGGCAGUCAGUUUCGGCAUCCAGUCCUGGAUCGAAGGUGGCGUUAUCGGUGCUGUCAUCGGGCUUAAUAUCAUUGUCGGCGUCUACCAGGACUACGCUGCCGAGAAGACCAUGGACUCCCUGCGGUCGCUGAGCUCCCCGACCGGUGUCGUCACCCGCGAUGGAAAAACGAAUACUAUCCCGGCGCCGGAGAUUGUCCCGGGGGACAUGGUGGAAUUGAAAGUGGGCGAUACGGUGCCUGCGGAUCUGAGACUCGUCGACGCCAUGAACUUUGAAACCGACGAGGCCCUCCUGACCGGAGAAUCCCUCCCUGUGCAGAAAGAAGUCGACGCCGUCUUCGACCAGGACACCGGCCCCGGCGACCGGCUCAACAUCGCUUACAGCUCGUCGACCGUGACCCGCGGCCGCGCCCGGGGCGUCGUCGUCGGCACCGGCAUGCGCACCGAGAUCGGCGCCAUCGCCGCAGCGCUGCGGGCCAGCGACUCGCGCAAACGCCCCGUCAAGCGCGGGCCGCAGGGCGAGACCAAGAAGCGGUGGUACGUGCAGGCGUGGACGCUGACCUGUACGGACGCGGUCGGGCGGUUCCUCGGCAUCAACGUGGGCACGCCGCUGCAGCGCAAGCUGUCGAAGCUGGCGCUGGCGCUGUUCGUGAUCGCGGUCAUCUUCGCGGUCAUCGUGAUGGGCGCCAACGAGAUGCGCGAUGACAAGGAGGUCAUCAUCUACGCGGUGGCGACGGGGCUGGCGAUGAUCCCCGCGUGUCUGGUCGUGGUGCUGACCAUCACCAUGGCCGUGGGCACCAAGCAGAUGGUGCAGCGCAAUGUCAUUGUCCGGAAACUCGACUCCCUCGAAGCCCUCGGCGCCGUGACUAACAUCUGUUCAGACAAAACGGGCACCCUCACCCAGGGCCGCAUGGUCGCCAAGCGCGCCUGGAUCCCGUCCGUGGGCACGUACUCCGUGGGUUCUUCGAAUGACCCGCUGAACCCGGAGGAGGGCGACGUGAGUCUGCUGGCCGAGCCGCCUGUGCGCGUGGAUCGCGAUGCGCACGGCGAGCCGGCUGACCCGAUGGAGCUACUGAAGGAUAACCCCGUGCUCGAGGACUAUCUGAACGUCGCGGCCAUGGCCAACCUGGCGCAUGUCCACAAGUCCGAGCACGAGCAGGAGUGGCAGGCGCGCGGUGAGCCCACGGACAUCGCGAUCCAGGUGUUUGCGUCGCGGUUCAACUGGGGCCGGGACCGCUGGGUCAAGGGUGAGAAGCCUAUCUGGACGCAAAAGGCCGAGUACCCGUUCGAUUCGACCGUCAAGAAGAUGUCGGUGAUUUUCGCCCGUGACGGCUGCGAGAUGGUCUUCACCAAGGGCGCCGUCGAGCGCGUCAUUGACAGCUGCACCGCCGUCACCUGGACGCAGGGCGCGGACCCCGUGGCCCUCGACGACGAGAAAAAGGACGAGAUCCUGCAGAACAUGGAGGCGCUCGCGAGCGAGGGUCUGCGCGUGCUGGCCCUCGCCUGCCGGCCGAACCAGGGCCCCACGGACCACGACAACGUGCCGGACCGCGACGAGGUCGAGAAGGACCUCGUCUUCUGCGGAUUGAUCGGGCUGUACGAUCCGCCUCGGCCGGAGACCGCCGGCGCCAUCGAGGAGUGCUAUCGCGCCGGCAUCUCCGUCCACAUGGUGACUGGAGACCACCCGGGCACGGCGCGCGCGAUUGCAGCGCAGGUCGGCAUCAUCCCAGCCGACAUGCACACGCUGUCCAAGGAUGUCGCCGACGCCAUGGUCAUGACGGCCAGCCAGUUCGACAAGCUGACCGACGAGGAGAUUGACGCGCUGCCAGUGCUGCCGCUGGUUAUUGCGCGGUGCGCGCCGAACACGAAAGUGCGCAUGAUUGACGCGCUGCACCGUCGCGGCCGCUACGCCGCCAUGACCGGCGACGGCGUCAACGACUCGCCGUCGUUGAAGCGCGCCGACGUCGGUAUCGCCAUGGGGCAGGCCGGCUCGGACGUGGCUAAGGAUGCGUCGGAGCUGGUCCUGAUGGACGACAACUUUGCGUCAAUUAUCAACGGCAUCGAGGAGGGUCGGCGCAUCUUUGAUAACAUCCAGAAGUUUGUGCUGCACCUGCUGGCCGAGAACGUCGGGCUCGCCCUGACCCUUCUCGUGGGUCUCGCUUUCAAGGACCACAACGGCCAGUCCGUCUUCCCCAUCGCGCCCGUCGAGAUCCUGUGGAUCAUCAUGAUCACGUCCGGUCUGCCGGAUAUGGGCCUGGGAAUGGAGCAGGCGGCGCCGGAUAUCAUGAACCGCCCGCCGCAGAGCAAACAAGGCAUCUUCACCUGGGAAGUGGUCGUCGACACCCUCGUCUACGGCGUGUGGAUGGCCGCCCUGUGUCUCGCGGCCUUCUCGCUCGUGCUCUUCGGCUGGGGCAACGGCGACCUGGCCGAGGGCUGCAACAGCAACAACAGCCCGGAGUGCAACGAGGUGUUCCGCGCGCGGGCCACCACGUUCGUGUGCAUGACGUGGUUCGCACUGUUCCUGGCGUGGGAGCUGAUGGACAUGCGGCGCAGCUUCUUCCGCAUGAAGCCGGACUCGAAGCGGUACUUUACGCAGUGGAUGCUGGACGUGUGGCGCAACAAGUUCCUCUUCUGCGGGAUCAUGAUUGGCUUCGUGACAACGUUCCCGAUUCUGUACAUCCCCGUCAUCAACGACAAGGUGUUCCGCCAUGUCGGCAUCUCGUGGGAAUGGGGCGUUGUUGUCGUCGAGGCGAUUCUGUUUAUUGGGGGUGUGGAGCUGUGGAAGUGGUGUAAGCGCAUCUUCUUCCGGCACAUGGACAAGCGGGCUGUCGAUGCGGGCGAGCCGGAUCGCAGUAUGCCCAAGGACUUUAGUCGGUAUACGAGUAUGAGUCGGACGGAUACGACGGUGACUGGCGAGGGGAAGAGAGAGACCUCGAUGGUCUGA
This is a messenger RNA of Aspergillus terreus NIH2624, 3192 nucleotides long. Its product is annotated as cation-translocating P-type ATPase. Gene Ontology annotation, cellular component: plasma membrane. The transcript is spliced from 4 exons. The coding region runs from base 1 to 3192 and encodes 1063 amino acids. Gene Ontology annotation, biological process: calcium ion transmembrane transport; intracellular calcium ion homeostasis. NCBI's taxonomy places the organism in Eukaryota, Fungi, Ascomycota, Eurotiomycetes, Eurotiales, Aspergillaceae. Gene Ontology annotation, molecular function: P-type calcium transporter activity; ATP hydrolysis activity; ATP binding. The record is from RefSeq and is a predicted model, not a curated record.